This is a messenger RNA of Diceros bicornis minor, 768 nucleotides long. RefSeq names its product olfactory receptor 7D4-like. The record is from RefSeq and is a predicted model, not a curated record. Gene Ontology annotation, molecular function: olfactory receptor activity. Bases 1 to 768 code for a protein of 255 amino acids. NCBI's taxonomy places the organism in Eukaryota, Metazoa, Chordata, Mammalia, Perissodactyla, Rhinocerotidae. Gene Ontology annotation, cellular component: membrane. The transcript has a single exon. Gene Ontology annotation, biological process: G protein-coupled receptor signaling pathway.
AUGUACCUGGUCACCAUGCUUGGGAAACUGCUCGUCAGCCUGGCCAUCAGCUCUGACUCCCACCUCCACACCCCCAUGUAUUUCUUCCUCUCCAACCUAUCCUUUGUGGACAUCUGCUUCAUCUACACCACUGUGCUGAAGAUACUGGUGAACAUCCAGGCACAGAGCAAGGACAUGUCCUACAUAGGCUGCCUCGCUCAGGUGUGUUUCUUUAUGAUUUUUGCUGGAAUGAAUAAUUGCCUCCUGCCUGUGAUGGCCUAUGACCAGUUUGUGGCCAUCUGCCACCCACUGCACUACCAUGUCAUCAUGAACCCACAUUUCUGUGGUCUCCUGGUUCUGACAUCUUGGGUCAUUAUUUUCUGGAAUCCCCUGCUUCAUAUUCUCCUGAUGAUGUGGCUGAUCUUCUGUAUAGGCACUGAAAUUCUACAUUUCUUCUCUGAACUGGCUCAGGUUCUCAAGGUGGCCUGCUCUGAUACUCUCAUCAAUAACAUCUUGCAUGUGGCCACUGCCCUGCUGGGUGUAUUUCCCUUCCCUGGGAUCCUCUUUUCUUACUCUCAGAUUGUUUCCCCUGUAAUGAGGAUGUCCUCUGCAGGAGGAAAAUAUAAGUCAUUUUCCACCUGUGGGUCUCACCUCUCUGGGGUCUCUGUGUACUAUGGGACAAGCCUAGGGGUCUACCUCAGUUCUGAUGUGACCCAUUCUUCCCACAGAAGCUCAGUCACCUCAGUGAUGUACACCGUGGUCACCCCCAUGCUGAACCCCUUCAUCUAG